CACUGCAACAUUCUAAGCUGUGAUUUGCUGCAACCUAUGCUUGCAGUGUGAGUGUGUUUGGGGUCUCAGCAGAAUCUAUGCAGUGUUCUUAUGAUUCCAAAGGAAACAGUGUCCCCACUAUUCUAUUGCUAAUGCAGGACCGUUUAUACUCACAAGGAGGCUUAAAGGCUGAAGGUAUAUUUCGGAUAAAUCCGGAAAAUAGUCAAGAGGAGCAUGUGAGGGAUCAGUUAAACAGAGGCAUUGUGCCGGACAACAUCGAUGUCCAUUGCUUGGCCGGGCUAAUUAAAGCCUGGUUCCGGGAGCUUCCUUCGGGGAUACUAGAUGGACUCUCACCAGAGCAAGUUCUUCAGUGCAACACGGAAGAAGAGUCCGUUGAGCUCGUGAAGCAGCUAAAGCCAACGGAGUCUGCAUUGCUCAGCUGGGCUAUUGAUCUCAUGGCUGAUGUUGUGGAAGAGGAGGAGUGUAACAAAAUGAAUGCUAGAAAUAUUGCAAUGGUUUUUGCCCCAAACAUGACUCAGAUGUCUGAUCCUCUAACUGCCCUGAUGCAUGCGGUUCAAGUGAUGAACUUGCUCAAGACACUGAUAAUGAAGAAUCUAAGAGAACGUGAAGAAACCACAACCGGAUAUUCUCCCAUGUCAUUUCGCUCAUCGAAUCACCAGUCCGAGGAAGAAUAUGACAGUCAGCGAGAAACAGACACCAGUGGUGAAUUGAGAGGGACUAAGUCGGAUUAUAACGAUCAUCACCCUCACUAUAGCCAUAGCAGUGAAGGGGAGGAAGAAAGGGAGGCUGAAUCUUUAAGCGAGAUUGAAGAAUGCUUCUUGAAGCAGUUGGAUGAUGAUAACACAAAAGGGUUCUCACAACAAGAACCUUCAGGCUAUUUGCAAGAGUACAUUAACCCUAUAAGUUGUUGCUCAGGUUUUAGCAUCAAAUCCAUUGCAUCAAUUGCCGACGGAACCAUAAAUUCCAGCUUGAGUUCCAUUGAUGGAGAAAGGUUGAGGACAAGGGUGGCUGCCGUGAGCUCAAACAUUGAAAAAAGCAGCCCGUCAAUAGAAUGUACAGGAACCAAUGACGUGAAGAUGAUUGAUAAGUUUUCCGAUUCUGCUCCGCCGCUGCUUGCAUCUAGUUGAAAAACUGGAUUUCAUUUCAGUAGGUUUUUUCAAGAGACAUGUCAUGUAUAUUCACAUUUGCCUCCCACAUUCAAUGGCCACACACCUUCCUCCCAUGUAAUAGAAAAGAGAGGUGUGUUAGCUUAGUGUAUGAGACAGAAUGAGUAUACGAAACAUUCUCUUUUCUAAGUUCCUUGUUUCAUAUUUUGUCUCAACAAGCAGGUUUUGUUUGUGUAAAUUUUAAUACAUGAAGUAGGAACUGUAUGGCUUGUUGUGGAUUGUUGGAAGGUUACUGUGUUCAGCUUAGGCUGAAUUUGACCUUGUUCUGUAUGUUCAAAAAGUACUAGACAACUCUAACCAUGACAAAUUUCACUUCUGUGAAAAGUUGUAAGAUUGAUGAAUUCCAUGGAAAUAGGCAUAAUGAUGUAGGUCUAA
This is a messenger RNA of Arachis ipaensis, 1541 nucleotides long. NCBI's taxonomy places the organism in Eukaryota, Viridiplantae, Streptophyta, Magnoliopsida, Fabales, Fabaceae. The record is from RefSeq and is a predicted model, not a curated record.